UUUCCACCAAAAAUACAAUAUAGAACUAGAUCUGGAUUCUUUUACCUACAAUGUCUUUUUCACAGAAAAUCAUUGUUAUGAUAGUUGUUUUGGCCAUGAUGACAUGCAUCCCUGCCACAGCCAGCACCGUAGAGCACUGUCUACGGCUGAAACUAAAUCCAUCACCACCUCCACCACCGAAUGCGGUCCCAGGAUACCAUUCAGCAUUUGAUCUGAGUCGCAUGGUUUGCAGGGACGUUUUUCGGGAAGUAGGACAUUCAAUGCGAUCAACAGGAAAAUUGCCUUGGGUUUAUUUGGGUGCCCUAUGUAACAUCUUUGGUGACAAUGAGCAGAAGAUUGAACGUUAUGUUAAAGAUACCUUCAACCCUCUUGAAUUUUAUAGACUAAUUGAUGAUCGAUCUUGUGCUGUUGUUAGGAAGAAACUGCACCCUAUAUCACCUAAGCAUUUUCCUAAGCUAUAGAUUGUUAGCAUAUAUGUUGUUAGUUAGCGUUGUUUAAAUUCAACCUUCAUAUCGGAUUUGUUAUUGAACAAUUGAAAUUGAGUCAUAAUUUAUAAGAAUUGGUAACUUCUGAGUCUGUUGUUUGGAGAAAUAGAUCUUAUCUCUAUAUAUUAUGCUU
Molecule: messenger RNA, 618 nt
Organism: Vicia villosa (hairy vetch)
Lineage: Eukaryota; Viridiplantae; Streptophyta; Magnoliopsida; Fabales; Fabaceae
Exons: 1
Coding region: 51-461 (136 amino acids)
Source: RefSeq, a predicted model, not a curated record